Rhineura floridana is the source of this 657-nucleotide messenger RNA. Its product is annotated as fucolectin-like. The record is from RefSeq and is a predicted model, not a curated record. The coding region runs from base 40 to 585 and encodes 181 amino acids. NCBI's taxonomy places the organism in Eukaryota, Metazoa, Chordata, Lepidosauria, Squamata, Rhineuridae. The transcript has 4 exons.
UCAGCUGGAAGCACGGAGGCCUCCCUGCUGAACUCCAGGAUGCCCAUCGGCCGGACUUGGCUGCUGGCCCUGGCCCUGCUGGCAGGGCGUGGGGAGGCUCAGAGCUGCAACCCUGAACUCCAAGGGGUUGCUCACAAUUUGGCCAAGGGUCGCCCGGCCUAUCAGUCCUCCCUCUACCCACAUCCGAUUGUUGGAGCAGCGAGCAAAGCCGUGGAUGGGAACUGUAGCGGCGAGUGGUAUACAGAUGGCAGCUGCACCCACACUGGGUUUGAAAUGGAGCCCUGGUGGUACGUGGACUUGGGCGACCAGUACGCCAUCUCCGCUGUGGUGGUGAAAAACCGGGGGGACUGCUGUGGUGAACGACUCCAGGGAGCCCAGAUCCGCGUAGGAGACUCCGUGGCUGACCAUGGCAAGUCCAGCCCCCUUUGUGGGACCAUCACAGACACCAGACUUGGCUCUGUCAGCACCUUGUACUGCAACUGGCUCAAAGGCCGCUAUGUGAGCAUCAGGAUCCCUGGACGGGCAGAAUUCCUUCACGUGUGCGAGGUGGAGGUCUACGGCACCAAGCCGGAAGACACAUGUUAGGGAUCACUGGCUGUGUGGGUUUGUGGGUGCGUAAGGGUGGUUAAAUUGAUUUUGCCUCUCCAAUAAAUGUCC